Cylicocyclus nassatus is the source of this 2590-nucleotide messenger RNA. NCBI's taxonomy places the organism in Eukaryota, Metazoa, Nematoda, Chromadorea, Rhabditida, Strongylidae. The record is from the annotation of a GenBank genome assembly.
AGGGUAAUCUUGUGAGGUGAGCACUAGAGCGAUUGUAAUGAGAGAUGUGUUCAACCGAAGCAUCUUCCAUAACCUGUAAGGUUUUGGAAAAACUCAUAGAAGAUGAAGACGCUCUAGGUGUAGCUACGCACUCUCCAAAUGUAUGUGUUACCUGCAUGAGAAAGCUCUUACUAGAGCAGUUUGGUGGUAAAGAACUUCUCUUUCCUAAUGAGCCUCCUCCAUGGUACAAGCCUCCAGAGGCAUCUGUUCAAGAAAGUCCGACUUCUACUAAAGAUCAGGAAAAAGAAUCGAGCCGAAAGUUGAAGAAGAGAGGUAAACAGGACACCAAAAUGGUUAUUCCAAAGGAGGAGAUAGAUGAUUACCUAUUGAAACUCUCAAUCGGAAUAUCAGAUGGAAAACUGAGAUAUGAAAUAAUGAAGCAUAAAAAAGUGUCAAAGGACGCUGCACAAAAGCUGAUGAUCGAGAUACGUCGACGUGCGAAAAAAGAACGAUUGGAAAUGCCAGAUGAGGACCACAAAGGAAAAAGCGAAGUUGUCAAUCCUCGUGAAAAUUUACCAUGGUGUCCGAGUACGAAGGACCUCUUUCCCCGUGGUCUCUUGUCGAAGCUCAGUCAGGAAGAACAGCAAAGAUUUCUGGCAAUUUGUCAGAGCAUCAUGAAUACUGGCGAAAUCAGGUUUGUAAACAAUCUGAAGGAGUUAACGCACUUCCAAAAAGAAGCACAGGAGGAGCGAGAUAAUAUCGAGAAUCUCGUAAUUGAAACCAUUGAAAACAGUCUAGAAGGGGAUGCUGCGUCUGCGCAUUCGCAUCCGUUACAAUACAAUCAUCAAAUGGCUUCUGAAUUCAUCUUGAAACGCUGGGAAAAGAGAUGGCAUAAUGACAAAUUCAAAACCCAGUUUGCAUCAUCAACUCCACAGUGUUCGAUUGAUUGGAAUAUUCGUGAUAUUCGAGCUGAUCCAGAGAUCCGACCAAUUCUUACUGCAACUCUGCUGAAAGGACGAAUCGAUAGAAUUCAGCUUCCAAGCUUACGUAAUCGAUGCUCACUGGAUACUUCCAAACUUUACACGCUCUAUCCACCAGAAGAAUGCGACGCGAAUCAAAUUUUUGACGAUCUCGAGACUGUUACGUCACUCUGUUUGGAAAAUGAUGUUCGAAUUGCUAUGGAUGCCACGACUGCAUGCCAUUUGAUGAGCGAUCCUUUUGCUGGACAUGAUUACACUUAUGUCGUUCCCAUUCGCGUCGUUGAGAAAAUGGUUCAGGGCACGAUGACCAAUAUUGCCGUUAUGGGUAAGCCUCGCAUCUUGGAGACGGUCGAUCGUACAACAGUACAGAGACAGUUUGCCAAGUACUUACUCAAAAGCAACUAUAUUCAAAAGAAAGCUGAAGUACCCCCCGUGCCAGCCACAAAUGAGCCUGUUGCAAAGGAUAGCACUCCUCUCGAGAACAAGAAGAGCGAUUUUUGUGAUCCUCUUGAUUCCAUACUUCCAUCGCUAGAUGCUCCAUUGAACCAUCUGGAGCCAGUAGUGGCUAAUCAUUCUGAAAACGGCAAAUCCUAUGCUAUAUUCUCCAUCACUGGAACAAAUAUUUUGGUACGAUCUCGUCCCGCUCCACUAUGCUCAGAGGGACAUCAGAGCAUGAAAGGGGCGACCUUGUCUCUCCAGCCUAGAAUGGAGUACGUUCCCAAUGCGGGAGCAAUGAGACUUUCUGAAGCAGAAGCCGUAUGGAACUACUCCAAGGGAAUUUUCAAGCAGUCGGCUAACCACGGCCUCUUUCGUACACAUUUUAUGGGCAAGUAUCUGCUUCAGCUGCAGCAUUGGAAUGCUCAAAAUGUAACAGUAGCCACAGGAAGUGAGCAGUUAUGGACUGGGCCGACCACUAGACUUGAAGCAAAGCGAAUGAUCGCGGCCUAUACACUUCGUUUUGCCAAAGUGCUACAGGAAAUCGGGCAUCUCCCCCAUGGCGAUUUUAUGCUACUGAACAGAAAUGACGGCUUCAUCAAAAUUGUGCCCGAGGCAACUGCAGAAACGGCAGACAUCAACUAUGACGAUGUUACUUUGUCGGUCAACGACGUUAUUCUUCACAUUCGCAAUGCUUUUGCAGGACUAGAAUCAAUGAUCCCCUUACAGUGGCAGAUCAUGCAGAAAAGAGCUCCAGGAUGUUACGUAGCAAAGGACAGUAAUUUGAAGAAACGAGCAAUGAUGGAGGAACAUACACCAUCGCGAAAGCCUGUUAACAUGAAAUUGACGCACAAUCAAAGGCGGAAUAGAAAACGCAAGAAGAUGAAAUGGCAAAAUGCUCGUGGUAGAAGUGUGCAAGAACCUACAGUGGAGAUGGACAGCGAACCAGUCUACUGUCCAUUCGGAAGCCCUACGAAUGCAAGCUCACCUGCUUGUAGUGAGCCCUCCCUAUCGUCGUGCCCUUCACCCGAGUUGGUCAUCGAUGUUCCGGAGGAACAUGAAGAGUGAGACAGAUCUCAAGCUUCUCGCGGGGAAUACCACAAUCUAUUGUUAUUUUGUGAAACAAUUAUGGAUGUUUAUUUUUUCCGUUGCUUAGAUAUAUUUUUUUGCAGACAUAUCAUAUGGGUUACCGUUCC